AGACCCAUCAUUUUAUUUAUUAGCUGAAUUUCUUUCAUUCGGUAACGUUAUCUAAUCGGCUUAAGGCGCACUGUAUUAGGCAAUGCGACUCAAAGCGCACACCCGACUUCUUUAUUUUUGGUCUGAUAAAUAAAUCUCAUCAGGAAAAACUGGUGAUGUUUCUAGUGCAUUUCUUUCUGCUGCUGUUGGAUCCGAGCCUUUGCCGGCUGAUCACAAGCAGCCCUACCGAUGAUAACACACUUCGGAGCGGCCAUGGAGAGCAGGGAGAGCCGGGACACAACGAGCAUCACAAGGAUUCAUACAGCACUUUCGCGUCAGAAUUUUUGGAGUCUAGAUACCUUUCAGACGAAGGUUAUCCGUUCCCGACUGCACCUCCUGUUGACCCUUUUGCCCGCAUCAAAGUCACUGAUUGUGGAGUAACAAAAGGCUGUAUCAGGUAUGGAAAGCCGGGCUGUGAUGCAGAAACAUGCGACUAUUUCCUAAGUUACAGGCGCAUCGGUACAGAUGUUGAGUUCGAGAUGAGUGCAGACACAGACGGCUGGGUUGCUGUCGGAUUUUCUUCUGACAAGAAAAUGGGAGGUGACGAUGUCAUGGGCUGUGUCCAUGAUGAUAACGGGCGGGUGAGAAUCCAUCAUUUCUAUAACGUGGGCCAAUGGGCCAAAGAGAUCAGGAGAAACCCAGCACGGGAUGAGGAAGGCCUCUUCGAGAACAAUCGGGUGACUUGCCGCUUCAAGCGCCCGCUUCAUGUGCCACGUGAGGAAACACUGGUGGAUCUGCAUCUCAGCUGGUACUACCUGUUUGCCUGGGGACCUGCUAUACAAGGUUCCAUAACACGGCAUGACAUCGACAAUCCUCCAGUGUCUGACCACAUGAUCAGCAUUUAUAAAUAUGAGGACGUUUUCAUGCCUGCUACAGCCUACCAGACAUUUUCCUCCCCGUUCUGCCUCCUGCUCAUUGUGGCCCUCACAUUUUACCUGCUGAUGGGAAGCCCAUAACCGGGAUGACAUACUUGUCAAAAGCAUUAGAGAAAGGCAGCAAUAAAUCAGUGUCAGAGAAUAAUCAGAAUUUAAAAUAAGCUGUGUAUUUAAAUAGGAGCAUCUGAGCUUCUUUAGCAAGCUAGAUUUAUGCAGUACACACCCAGUUCUAGGAAGAAGGCUGUAUUACUAUAGAGCAUGUUAUUAAUCAAGCUCAAUGCCAUAUAGAUGAAAUGCCUUAGCAUUUUUUCUUUUUGUGAUAUCCAGUAUUGCUGAUAUGUCCUGUGUUUCUUAAUGGCUUUUCAAAUUGAGUGCCAAAUACAUGCAAGUGCCAGUUUGUUCACAGUAGCAUCACACACUAAGUGGUAUUUUGCUUGCAGUAUCAUUAGGAGGCGCUGCAGUAAAUAAUCAUCUCAGCAACACUUGACAGAAUCAGAAGCAGCUAUUUUGCUUUAUCACACACGUCUAAUAUAACGUCUGAGUAUCACACUGAACUUCUCUAAAAUGUAAUAUUAUAGAACGACUGUGAAGCAGCAUAACAAUUUGUAACAGCUUUAUUCACACACACACACACACACACACACACACACACACACACACACACACACACACACACACACACACACACACA
Messenger RNA from Tachysurus fulvidraco (yellow catfish), 1605 nucleotides. Its product is annotated as DOMON domain-containing protein FRRS1L. The record is from RefSeq and is a predicted model, not a curated record. Gene Ontology annotation, biological process: regulation of glutamate receptor signaling pathway. Lineage: Eukaryota; Metazoa; Chordata; Actinopteri; Siluriformes; Bagridae. Bases 156 to 995 code for a protein of 279 amino acids. The transcript has 5 exons.